Prorocentrum cordatum is the source of this 1435-nucleotide messenger RNA. The record is from the annotation of a GenBank genome assembly. Lineage: Eukaryota; Dinophyceae; Prorocentrales; Prorocentraceae.
GCCCCGCGGAGCUCGACGCCGCUGCUGCGAAGAUGCUGUUAGUGACGAUCAACAUCCAGGUGCCCCUCGGCUACGCGAGCAUCGCGUACCUGCGCGAGGCUCAGGAGCGCCGGAACGCGCUGCUGGCCGUCGGCCCGCCCUCCAGCGCAGCCCUGCCGGCCCGGGACUACGCGCGCCGCACGGGGCGCUGGGUACUCGUGGUCUGCGCGCCCUACGUCCUGCAGCGCGCGGCGAUGGUCGGCGUCCGCUCGCACGCCUUCGGGCGCUUCCGGCAUUGGACGGAGCGCUCCCUACGGCUCCACAGCCUCUUCCCCGACGGCGGCCUCGCCCUGGGCGCCGUCGGCGCGUCGAACUCCUCAUACUCAACUGCGUCGUGGAGGCCAGCUACGAAAUCGUCGCGAGCAAGCUGCUGGUGCUGCCCGCCAGCGUGGCCCUCGACGUGGGCAAGGCGCAGGUGACGGCCGAGCUGACAUCCCGCGCGGAGGCGCUUCACAGGGAGCUGAUGGAGCUGGCCAGCAAGCGGCGCCGGGUGGAGCUGCACGACAUGAGGCGGGCCAGCCUCUGCGACGGCGGUGCUCUCGAGCGCUCGGCCUGCAGUUCCAGCGGAGCCGUCGCCCCUGUCAGGCCCAGACCCAUCCGAUCCUCGUCCCCGGUCCAGUCAAGUGGGGCCCAAAUGCAAGCCGUUGAGCGUGACCUCACGGAGCCCCCCGACGUCGUCGAGGCCCGCGUGUGCGCGAGGAUCGCCGAGCUUCGGGCCGAGCUGAUCGCGGAGGUGCUGGCGGAGGUGCGCCGGGACCUGGAGGAAAGGGUGGACGCGAGGGUGGCCGCAGCGUGCGCCGCCGGCGCGGCAGCCAGUCAGCAGGCGGGCGAGACUCAGCGCCACGCGGACGUCGAAGAGGAGGAAAAGGAGAAGGAGGACGGGCCGGAGAUCGACGCCAGCGGGCGGGGGUCAUUCUCCAGCACCCAGGUGCAAACUGGAUUGACGAGGGCGCCCGCGGUGCAACAAUUGCAGGGAAGCUUUUGGUGCGCCGCGACGCACAUUGGUUUGCUGUCGGGGGCCCCGUUUCGCCGACGUUGGGCUUGGUUGGGCGCAGGGGCCUUGCUGUUGAUUGUCCAGAGCAUCUGCGUCAUGUCUUUGAUCCAGACCACGUUCAGACCUGGGUGCGUCACCAACGCUGAUUGCCAGAAGUUCAGCGGGGCGCCGCAGUACUGCGCUGAAAGUCUGUAUAUGCCCCAUGCUAAGUGCAGGUUUUGUUCUGGGCUCCACGAGGCCACCGCUCGAUGGCGGAUGCUGGCAUCGACAACGCAACAGCAUUCUGCAUGGAAUAUCCCGAGCAUGCGGCGUGCGACGCAUGCUACGACCCGUUCUCAAAUGGAGACCAGUGGGGAUCCGAUGGUCCGUGGAUGUUGUACGGCAGUGCGUUUUCAAGGAUGA